Eublepharis macularius is the source of this 2369-nucleotide messenger RNA. It is a transcript of the gene CEBPG, whose product is annotated as CCAAT enhancer binding protein gamma. Bases 208 to 660 code for a protein of 150 amino acids. The record is from RefSeq and is a predicted model, not a curated record. Gene Ontology annotation, molecular function: RNA polymerase II cis-regulatory region sequence-specific DNA binding; DNA-binding transcription factor activity, RNA polymerase II-specific. Lineage: Eukaryota; Metazoa; Chordata; Lepidosauria; Squamata; Eublepharidae. The transcript has 2 exons. Gene Ontology annotation, biological process: DNA-templated transcription; regulation of transcription by RNA polymerase II.
UCGCACUCCAUCAGCCCUGAAGAGAGAAUACGGAGAGAGUGGGGGAAAGAGUGCGGCCUGGUUAGGCCCGCGCCUCUUCCCGGAUCGAUACCGGGCCAGAUUCAGCUUAUAAUUGAUCCAUAUGAAGAUUGUUCUGGCAACGUUCUGGAAAUCUAGAACAUUUUACUUGGUCUUCUAAAUCGUGGGUUUAAAGAAGAGUCUGUCCAAAUGAGCAAGACAUCACAACAGAACACAACUGCAGAAACCAGUGGAGUAAGUGUCAUCUUCACCCAAGCACACACCAGUGGGUUGCAACAGGUUCCUCAGUUGGUGCCUGUUAGUCCUGGAGGGGGAGGGAAAGCGACACCUCCCAGCAAGCAGGGCAAGAAGAAUUCCGUCCUCGACAGGAACAGUGAUGAAUACCGCCAGCGCAGGGAGCGCAACAACAUGGCGGUGAAAAAGAGCCGCUUGAAAAGCAAGCAGAAGGCCCAGGACACGCUCCAGAGAGUCAACCAGCUCAAAGAAGAAAAUGAACGCUUGGAGGCCAAAAUCAAACUCCUGACAAAAGAGCUGAGCGUGCUCAAAGACUUGUUUCUUGAACACGCCCACAACUUCACAGACAGUGUGCAGCCUGUUGGCACAGAGAGCACCCCGACAAACCCAGAUGGCUCCGGACAGUAGACAUUCUCACCUAAUCCAUAAAGCUGGGUAGAGCGGGCAUUGCCUUCCCUGCGCAAGUCAGAUGCAGCAACAAAGGAGGACUUUUUCUUCUAAUCCUUGUAACAACUGUCAUUUUGUGGGUGUCUUUUUUAAAAUAGUAGGCUUAACACUGAAGGGGGGGUGAAGUAAGUAAACUACAACCUGUUUAUUAUUAUUUGUUUGGAGCGAAGUGUUUUAACAUACUUUUGUUCUUGCAUUUUUAAUUAAGGAAAAUGGUCAAAAUUGGCAGUCAUCCCCAACAUUACCUUACCACAGUGCACACUUUCAGUCUUCAUUGCUCAAGUUAUCAAUUUAAAAACCUAAUUGAAAAGGCAGCAGUUUUUAAAAAUACAUAAAUUAUUUUUAAUAUAAGAACUUGCAAAAAUCAUGGAAAGUCAGUGCCAUCUUAGGAAACUCGUUCCUCAGUCUUGUAGGGCUGCUAAGGUGUUGCCUGCUGCAAGGUGUGCUUUUUCUUAAAACAAUUUUAUAUAUAGAUUUAUACAGAUCAAAUUAAUCAACUCAAACUUCUUAAUUGUGGGGACAGCCCUAAACUAGUUGAUUGGUUUGACUUCAGUAGAGUGUCAAAACAAAUAUGCUGUGUAGAAAAUGGACUUCAUUUUAAAUUCAGUGACUGUUAGCUCAGAGCUGGUUGAAGAACCUUUUAAAAUUUCAUCAGCUGAUUUUUCAUCAUGUUUCAAACAUGAAGCCCAAAUCUUGCUGACCACAACUUCCAUAGUUUAUGCACAACGAGGGAGGGAUGCUUGCUCAAGGUCUGUGCAGGUUGACUGUUUCUUCGGGUCUGUUGAGAUGUUUACCUGUAGGGGGAUCGGCAGCUGUUCGCAAGCAAUAAGAGUGGGAGGGAUGGUGAGCAGGUAAGGGCUCUGCGGAGGAACACUCCCUUGUUUGUUUGAAGAUGGGAACUGUGGCCUUGUGUGAUGUGCCCAGUGUAAGUGUCUUGGGGGCUGAACACUGUGAAGGUGUUCUGAUGGUGUCAGGUCUUGUGGGUUAUGCAACAACCUCUAGAAGAUCUGUGCACAUGUUAGGGACAGUCCAGAAGGGUCAUUGCAAAGUGAAAACAAUGGGUGAUUUUCCUCCUGUAACCCACUAUUCAUUUCACUGCCUGCCCCAGUGAUCGCAUUGUAAAGAAGGCUGUAAUAUUGUGCAAGGGCUUGGCACUAUUUCCACCAAGCAGCCUAAGUUCUUGGCUCAUUCUGAGCAAAAUAAACUGCUGAUACCAUGUGGGCCAAACCAGGCUGGGUAGGUAUAACAGCCAGCUGGAUUAAAAGCAAAUUUGGGUGGUUUGGUUUUGCUUAAUUAGACAUUGUCCUCACAAGGCUACCAAGCAACAUGAUUUUAAAUUCUGUCUCCUUUGACUUUCCUCUGUGGAAAGCUCAAGAAAACUUAAGGUUUUUGAUAAAAUUUUCAAAUGUUGUUAAGCCCCUUUAUACAUUUUAUGUUACAUAGGAAACAAUACAGGAAACAAAGCAGGGAAGUUGAUGUAACCUUAUUUUAAUUUAUUUUCUGUUAAAUAUUUUCACUCAUGGUAUGUUUGCAUAUGAUUAGACCCCACCACAAAUGACUGUUUUAUACCUCCCCUCCCUUUCCAGUCAUUGUGUUGUAUAUGCAUUUAGAAAGGUUGUGGUAAGAAUUCAGUCCUGAUGAUAGAACAUUAAAAAAAAACUACACACAAA